CACUUGUGAAUCUAUUCGUUUCUCUGAAGAAUUUAUACUUAAUAGUAGCAACUACAAAACUUGUAAUAAAUGUAGAUUCGCAAGAUCUAAAAAAAAAAGUGAAUCAGCCAGUAGCUCCAAUAUUGAAAACAAUUUCAUUGAAAUAAUUUCUAUACAAGAAGUUAGUCGCUCCAAUAUUGAAAACAAUUCCAUCGAAAUAAUUCCUAUACAAGAAGUUAGUAGCUCCAAUAUUGAAAAUAAUUUUAUUGAGAUAAUUCCUAUACAAGAA
Molecule: messenger RNA, 268 nt
Organism: Dentiscutata erythropus
Lineage: Eukaryota; Fungi; Glomeromycota; Glomeromycetes; Diversisporales; Gigasporaceae
Source: the annotation of a GenBank genome assembly